Gigantopelta aegis is the source of this 2547-nucleotide messenger RNA. Its product is annotated as protein rolling stone-like. The coding region runs from base 198 to 1109 and encodes 303 amino acids. The record is from RefSeq and is a predicted model, not a curated record. Gene Ontology annotation, cellular component: membrane. The transcript has 4 exons. Lineage: Eukaryota; Metazoa; Mollusca; Gastropoda; Neomphalida; Peltospiridae.
UGGCACCGGACACAAUGGUGUCUUGCGUCUUCCAUGCUCGUUCGUUCCAAAAUUGUUGUUGUUGUUUUUUGGCCACCCGCUAUAAAACAUAAUGAAUGAUCGUAAUAUGAAACUUGGUUCAUCUUUAAAAUUAAAAUACUUGCAGCUUGGUUGUGAUACAAAACGUCACUAAUAAUACAGACUUAAUUAAGCCAAAGAUGGGAUGGAGCUGCAAGAGUCGUCUGAAGUCGGAAUUUAACUCGAGAAACCUUUUCAUGGACCACAACAAUCCAGCAACGUUUGUCCAGUUUCAGUUUGGCGGUAAAACAUUUUACACUUUGUGGAGACUGCUGGGUAUUUUGGUGUCGGCUGGGCUGGUUGCCACCAGCCUCCAAUUAACCGUUACCAGUGAUGACGUAGUUCAGAGGUGGCCCAUCUAUCUGACCAACUGGAGUCUCCUACUGCUCGUCUUCAACGCGCUGCUGGAUUUCUCUGCCUCACUGUAUACACAAAUCAAGCGCAAAGACUUGCUAAUAGGAAGACCCCGUGUUUUGCCGUGGUAUCUAAAAGUUGUCUGGGUCAUACACAACGUCUCGCAGUCAUCUACCUACUCUGUUACCCUGCUAUACUGGACUUUAGUUUAUAACGGUGGGGCAACAGUUGAAGGAAGCAAGGUAGUACUUUACUUGGGACACGGACUGAACUGUAUCUACGUCACUUCCGUUAUCUUGGUUUCUGGUAUCCCUACUCGACUGUUGCACUUCUAUCAGACAUUUGUAUACAGCGUCGCCUACAUAGUGUUUAGUAUCACGAACCGAGGUGCGGAGAAGCACGAAACACAUGCCUAUUACUUUCUCGACUGGUCGGUGCCAUCUAGGGCGUGGCCUUACGCAAUGUUGUUGGUGCUCGUAAACGUUGUGUGUCACUGCGCGGUGUUCUUUGUCGUCUGUCUCCGAGAAUUUGUUACGUCAAAAGUUGUUCACGCCAGAGGAGAAAAUAGUUGCUACGUGGAUAACGAAGUUGAAUAUUUAGAAUUCAGUAGUGAUCGCAGGAUAAUCACGAAGGGGGAUGAGAAUCAGCAAAAGACGAGGCUGUUAGUGCCAAUGAACCUAUUAGAUACGAUUACGUAGAGCUCAUGCUAGAACAGACGCAGUGGCGUAGCCCGGGGGGGGGGGGGGGCCGGGGGGUCCAUGCCCCCCAAUUUUUACCUUUUCGCUUAUUAAUAACAUUAAAAAGGUUCCUGUGUCAUAUCCCACUACACAAGUGACCCCCCCCCCCCCCCAAUACAAAAUCCUGCCUACGCCAUUGAACAGACGUGGAUCUGUAGCCCUUCCCACCUUGAACGCCUUUUUUUCAUGCUAUAAAAUGUACUUUGAACAACGUAUGUAUUUCUGAGCCGUGUUUUCUAAAGUAGACACACAAAUAGUAUAUUUUUGUUAUUUUCAAAACACGAUUAGUUUUCUUCUUAUGUCAAACCAAAGUAAAAUUAUUUACAAUUUUUUUUUUUUUAAUAGAAUGAUGGGACGAACUAUAGAAGUUUUUUUCCUUUUUUAAAUAAUAGGGUGGUCCAUAACAUUAAAGUGACAGACCCUAGUUUUUAAAAACUGCGGCGUAUUUUUCACCCUUAAAGGUCUUAUUCAAUAAUUGAACUUAAUAUCCCCGCCUGUAGAAUCCCAUGAGGUGACGUCAUAGCGCGAAGUGCACAUGGUGUGAUGCGUAGGCUAUAGCAGAUAAGAAUAAGUGACAAAACAAAUUGGAGAGAUUCCCGUACUGCGUGAUGCAUUAUGGGUAAUGUCUUGUGUGUUGCGUUUUCAUCUCUCCAAAGAGAGAUGAUUACGUAUAACGUGAGAAUUACGGCAGAGCCGGUUUAAGGAUCCGUGGGGAGUGUAGCACAAAUUACAGCGGGACCUCCUUCCCAGGAUAUAUAUAUAUAUAUAUAUAUAUAUAUAUAUAUAUAUAUAUAUGUUGCAACCCCUCAGGAAGAGGUGGGGAGGGGGAAAUGACCCGGGGAAAAUAAAUGUAGGCCUACACAUCACCGCGGGCCGCCCUGAAGCGCGUGGUGGUAACACGUGCUACAUGUGCUACUAGGAUAAACCGGCUCUGGAAUUACGUAAUGAGUAUUAUGCACUACAUACACUGUGGAUCCUACUUUUUGCUUGAAACGUGCGGGGUCUACAAAAAUGGGGUAGUCAAAGAAGCUUCUUGUUAUAUCUAAAACAUAUCCAUUGUGUAUAUGUUGACUGAAACGCUGUGUGUAGCAGUUUUAGCCACACAUGUUACUAUUGUCGUUUAUGUGAUUUCAUUUAGUGGUAUACACCCUGCUAACGUGACUGUACAUAGCCAUAGAUUUUAAACAGUUUUGGGGAGGCUCAAUUCAGUGCCGCAUAUUAAACAACGUAUCGACGCCAUUAUUGUUCGUCAGUAAUUUUACAACAUAAUUAAAGUUUCCGUUCAUGCAUGUCUAGAUAUUAUAAUGCUGUUAACUUGUUUGAUAGUUCUAACAACUAAAGUAGUGUCGGAAAUAGAAUAAAAAUAAUUUUCGUCAAUUAUUUCUUUCAUAUUAAACUG